AUGCGCAAUGCUGCCAGGAUCAUAUUGGAAAGCACAUUCACUGAAUCCUCAACGAUGUUCUUGCUUCAGAUAAACGGAACUUUGAAAGGACUAACACCCGGUAAACACGGUUUCCAUGUGCAUGAACGUGGUGAUAUUGGGAACGGAUGCAUAGACGCUGGUGGACACUACAAUCCACGAGGACAACCUCAUGGUGGUCCAGACGAUCUUCAAAAGCAUGUCGGUGAUCUAGGAAACAUCAUCGCCAACCUCGAUGUAACAUUUAAACGUCUUUCUCUGAUUCGAUUUCACUCAAUCGUUGGUCGUGCCAUAGUAAUUCACGAGGGAACGGAUGAUCUUGGCAGAGGCGGUGAUGAAGGUAGUAGAAUUGCGGGUAAUGCAGGUGCUCGUGUUGCGUGUGGAGUUAUUGGAAUCGUGGUAAGUUUCGGUAUUUUGUGCCGUUGA
Messenger RNA from Anisakis simplex (herring worm), 444 nucleotides. NCBI's taxonomy places the organism in Eukaryota, Metazoa, Nematoda, Chromadorea, Rhabditida, Anisakidae. The record is from the annotation of a GenBank genome assembly.